Molecule: messenger RNA, 1860 nt
Organism: Durio zibethinus
Lineage: Eukaryota; Viridiplantae; Streptophyta; Magnoliopsida; Malvales; Malvaceae
Product: zinc finger protein SHOOT GRAVITROPISM 5
Cellular component (GO): nucleus
Molecular function (GO): DNA-binding transcription factor activity
Source: RefSeq, a predicted model, not a curated record
GGUCAUGGUGGGGGUCAAUGAAACAACAAAACCAAGAAAAAAACUGCUCAAAAUAAAAAGAAAAGCUUAAAAAAAAAGUGUCUUAAAGCUUAAAAGAAAGCUGAUCAUAGCAGCAAGCAAUAGCUUUUCUUCUUCAUGUUCCCUCGGCUUUUCACUUUCUCCCUCUAGAUAAACCUUCUUUUUUUCUCUCUCUCUCUCUGCGCAUUAUCCUUUUUGUGUUAUCAGUAAAGCUGAAUUCCCCCUGAUCCACUCUUCCCUUCCCACACUGUUCCAACUCCACCACCUGUAGAGCUAAAAGAUUGAUUGAUUCGUUUUCACUUCAACUCAUCACUCCACCAACAAUCUCCUACAUAUAGUCUAACAAGGAACACCAAACAACAAUAUGUUGGACAACACUAGUGCUUCUGCCCUUCCAUCUUCCUCCUCUGAUCCUCUCACUCCUUUGGAAAAUGGGGCCAACCAGAAAAGAAAAAGAAAGCCAGCGGGCACCCCAGAUCCGGAUGCAGAGGUGGUUUCUUUAUCUCCAAAAACAUUGCUGGAAUCAGACAGGUAUGUUUGUGAGAUCUGCAACCAAGGGUUUCAAAGAGACCAGAACCUUCAAAUGCAUAGGAGAAGGCACAAGGUGCCCUGGAAGUUGCUGAAAAGGGAAACGCAAGAGGUGAAGAAGAGGGUAUUUGUUUGCCCUGAGCCAAGCUGCUUGCACCAUGAUCCUUGCCAUGCCCUGGGUGAUCUGGUUGGCAUAAAGAAACAUUUCAGGAGGAAGCAUAGCAAUCAGAAACAGUGGGUUUGCGAGAAGUGCUCUAAAGGGUAUGCUGUUCAGUCUGAUUACAAGGCUCAUCUCAAGACUUGUGGCACCAGAGGCCAUUCCUGUGACUGUGGCCGUGUUUUUUCCAGGGUGGAGAGUUUCAUUGAGCACCAAGAUGCUUGCACUAUUCGGCAAGUUCAACCUGAAUUGCAGGCGCUGCACCCUGCCUGCUCCUCUCGAACAGCUUCAAGCACUAGUCCAUCAAGCGAUGCCAACUUUAGCAUAGCCCCGUUGCCUGGAUUGCCAAUGCCAAAAUCAACUGAGCCUGUUUUCUUGCACAGUUAUGCGUCUACUUCUGGCCACCAGAACCAUCUGCAACAGAAUCUUGAACUUCAGCUUCUACCAUCAUCAAGCACUCACUCAUCAUGGAAUUCUGAUGAGAACUGCGCAACUCAUUUGAAGCUAUCAAUAGGCUCAAGUGACGGUGUUGAAAAAAGUGAAUUAAACAAGCUUAGUUUGGAUACAUGUAGAGAAAAUAAUGCCACUGAAACAGCAUUGGAAGCUAUUAGGUUGAAAAAGUUUGCAAGUGAGCAGCUAAAGUUGGCCAUGGCCGAGAAGGCCUACGCGGAAAAGGCUAGACAAGAAGCAAAGAAGCAGAUUGAGAUGGCUGAGCUUGAGUUUGCAAGUGCUAAGAUGUUAAGGCAACGAGCGCAAAGUGAACUCGAGAAGGCUCAAGUCUUGAAAGCUCAGGCAACAAAGAAGAUAAGUGCUACAAUCAUGCAGAUCACUUGUCAAGCUUGCAAGCAUCAAUUUCAAACAUCAACAGCUGCUGUUCCAGCUGAUGAGACCUCACUUGCUAUAAGUUACAUGUCUUCAGCCACAACAGAAGGGGAAGGAGAGUGACGGCAAGUUGAUUAUGCAAUCAAAACGAUCGACUCUUAGCCCUUAAAAUCUCCUUGUUUUUGUGCUGCAUGUUUAGUUUCUCUUUGCUAUUUCAAGUAGUUAUUCCGACCUAUAUCGUGGUUUUGAUAUAAAAAAAGGUCUUUGUAAGCAAUUAAUUCUUGAAUUGAUUUAAUAUAUCUUCAUUUGUUUAAUAGAAAGUAAAUGAUUCAAUU